AUGGAGACGCCAGGUUUUCCUUCCAUAGAGCUUCUCCCCGUGAGGGGAGACAGAGUGCUCAGCGUCUCCUCUCCCUUUCGUCUGUGGCCAACACGACGGUCCCAGCAAACCCCCCGUCUUCCGCUGUCUGCUACCCCCUCGUCUGUCGCUUCUACCGCUUCUACCCCCUCGCCUGUCGCUUCUACCGCUUCUACCCCCUCGCCUGUCGCUGUCCCCCCUUCUGUCACUGUACAAUCUUCCGCGUCCACUUCUUCAGCACACGCGUCUUCGCCUUCCGCCGCAGGAAUGCUUGCACGCUUUCGGAGUUUCUGUGCGCGACGGUGUAGCUACAGCGUGCCGCUUCCUCGCCACGUCGCAGAUGUUCGGCGUUUGCUGGACGUCCUGUUUUACGAACAGCUGGUCUUUAUCUCAAUUUCUGCCUGCUUGUCGACAGCUCACCUCGCUAUUUUGGUUUACACGUGCACAUUUGAGGAGCCGCUGAAAGAGCCGGCGCCGUUCCUCCCCAUCCUGGGUGUGAUGCUGGGCCUGAGUGUGACGACGCUGGGCGUCCGCGUGCGCCUGGUGGUGAACGUCCGCACUCUCCAACACGCUUGGUGGCACCGGCCUGUGCUGAAAGACACCGUCGAGCUGUUGACCUCGCCCCUGUGCCAAGCUCGCCGCGUGCUCUUUGUCAUCUCCUUUUGCGUCUACUUUGCGACGCUCCACUUGGCGUACUACAACGGCGGCACGGGCGCGAACUCGUCCACCCAGGCGCCUGUGCUGCUGCGCUACAUCUCCAUCAUCGUACUCGCCUUCCUCUCGCUCCUCGGCCCCCACAUCCUGCUUCUCGCGUGCAUAUGUACCAGCUUCGUGCUCUGCCUGUGCUCGCCGCCCGAACACUUUGAGCACCUGCUGAUCGAGGAGCCUCGCAGCGGGCGCGCGCUACCCAAAAAGUUCCUCCAACGCAUGAAGGAGGAGAAGUGGUUACCCGCCUCGGCCUACGACGCCGCCGAACGCGCCGACACGGGUCUGGAAGAAGAGGGCGAGACCGAACGCGCGCUGGGCCGCGUGUGCUUCGUCUCCGUUUUCCUCUGCAGGUGCGCAAUUUGUCUGUGCGAAUUCGAGGAGAACGACUGGAUUCGUCGUCUGCCAUGCCAGCACUUCUUCCACAGCGCAUGCAUCGCCCGCUGGCUGAGAAGCCACGCAAGUUGCCCACUUCGAUGCCACGUCAACUUCUUCACUGGCGAAGUGUACAGCUCUCCUGUGUCGUGUUCGGUCGAGCCGUCUUCGCGUCCGGCACGAGUGCAGAGAACACGCCGUGCAGUGGUCUCUCGCUCUCGGACCGCGGCAACGCAUGAGCUGAGAACGGGCGAAGUAGGGAGAGGACAUGAAGCGUCGGCCGUAGCGCAGGCGGCGGUCUCAGGGGAGGGAACGGAGUGCGCUGAGUUGGCGGAGAGGUACACUGCAGAAACGCGGCGGAGACGCGCGGGUCUCGAAGAGACAGGACAAGAGGAAGCAAGAGAGGAUCGGCGAGCAGAACAGCUCGCGCUCCGGAUGUCAGACGGCGGCAGUAGCCGACAGAGCGCUCCAGGAGAGGAGGGUCAACAUCUGUAUCUGCCGGGUGGAAGUGACCCUGCGAGUGUUAGUCCUUGCCUUUUUCAAGCUGUAUGUACACCGAAGUGA
This is a messenger RNA of Neospora caninum, 1662 nucleotides long. RefSeq names its product Zinc finger (C3HC4 RING finger) protein, related. The transcript has 2 exons. The record is from RefSeq and is a predicted model, not a curated record. NCBI's taxonomy places the organism in Eukaryota, Apicomplexa, Conoidasida, Eucoccidiorida, Sarcocystidae. The coding region runs from base 1 to 1662 and encodes 553 amino acids.